AUAAUAAAACCAAAAAUUUAAUAAUAAGUUCUACUGCAAAAAGUGUUUAAUAAAAAAGUAUACAACAUCAAAAAAUAAAGUAAUUAAAAACGAAAAAUUUGCCACAUUUAUAAUUAAAAACUAAGAAAAAAACAUUUGAUUGGGAAUUCACCAGAAAGGUUUCAAUUCAAUACAAAUUAAACCAGCUCCAAAAGAAGCCAAAAACUAUCAGCAACAACAUCAUUAUCAUAAUUAGUGACAAGUGACUAAAUAAAAAUAAAAUAGAAUUUAUAUACAAACGAAGAAGAGCAAAAAAAAAGUAUAUAAAAAACUAUAAAGUAUUAAAAGAUGCCUUCCACGUCAACCACUACAUUACCAACGUUCGAAGACAUUCUGGAAAAGGCGAAAACGACAUUUCGUCAAAAUUUUGGCCAUGAGCCAGAAUUGGCCUGUUGUGCACCGGGACGUGUUAAUUUGAUUGGUGAACAUGUUGAUUACAAUGAUGGUUAUGUUUUGCCAAUGGCUUUGCCAAUGGUAACGGUGAUUGUGGGAGGUAAAGAUGGUGGAGCAACUGGCAAUGAAGUCGACAUAAUUACCUGCUGUCCUGGAGCAGAUGAACCCAGGCGUAGUAAAUUCUCUUUAGUUAAUUUAAAAGCUGGUGAGAAACCAAAAUGGUCAAACUAUAUAAAAGGUGUAAUUCAUAGUUUCAUGGAAACCGUUGUUGGCGUUACUAUUUCUCCGGCUGGCAGUGGAAAUGGUGGUAAUAUAUUCAUUGGUUUUAAUGCGGUCAUUGUGAGUAAUGUGCCAGUUGGGGCUGGUUUAUCGUCCAGUGCUGCCAUUGAAGUGGCCACAUUGACAUUUCUAGAACAUUUUACCGGUCACAAGGUGGAAAGUGAUGCCAAGCGUGCUUUGAUUUGCCAGGCAGCUGAGCAUAAAUUUGUUGGUAUGCCCUGCGGCAUUAUGGAUCAAAUGAUUUCAGUGGCUGGACAAAAGGAUCAUGCUUUAAUGUUAGAUUGUCGGUAAGUAUAUAUGUAUGUAUA
Molecule: messenger RNA, 1019 nt
Organism: Lucilia cuprina (Australian sheep blowfly)
Lineage: Eukaryota; Metazoa; Arthropoda; Insecta; Diptera; Calliphoridae
Product: galactokinase-like
Exons: 5
Coding region: 328-1002 (224 amino acids)
Biological process (GO): galactose metabolic process; carbohydrate phosphorylation
Cellular component (GO): cytosol
Molecular function (GO): galactokinase activity; ATP binding
Source: RefSeq, a predicted model, not a curated record